Apodemus sylvaticus (European woodmouse) is the source of this 3942-nucleotide messenger RNA. RefSeq names its product ADAM metallopeptidase with thrombospondin type 1 motif 6 (gene Adamts6). Gene Ontology annotation, biological process: extracellular matrix organization; proteolysis. The coding region runs from base 467 to 3820 and encodes 1117 amino acids. The record is from RefSeq and is a predicted model, not a curated record. The transcript has 25 exons. NCBI's taxonomy places the organism in Eukaryota, Metazoa, Chordata, Mammalia, Rodentia, Muridae. Gene Ontology annotation, cellular component: extracellular matrix. Gene Ontology annotation, molecular function: metalloendopeptidase activity.
UCCGUUCUUUAAAGCUCCAGUUAGCGAGACUAUAGGGUUUUAUUCUGGCUGCAGAAUAGCUGACUGGAGUGGCUUUGCAAGGAGGGGGGGGUCAAAAAGAAAAGAGAGAAGGGAGUACGUGAGUCGUCCAGUGCAAUCUCUAUUGUUUGAAAUUUACUUUUUAUCAGAAUUUGAAGAUGAAAACGGUUAAAAAGUGGCCAUCAUAUUUAAGUGACCUAUUACUCUGAGCUUUGCUAAUGAAAAAAAUUCAUCAUCGUUAUUUCCUUCAUUUUUGGAUUGGAAAAAUGAACCCAUACAUAGAAGCAAGUGCACGAUGUUGGGGAAGAGGACUUGUUAAACAGUGGAGUAUCUAACAACUAUUUACAAGAAGGGGGAAAGAAUUAAAAUUGUUAUGCUUCGAUAUUGGUAUGCUACUGACUCUCUAACUCAUAGGUAGCCCUCCAAAAAACAUUCAGUUUUCCAAAUUAUGGAAAUUUCGUGGAAAACGUUGACUUGGAUUUUGAGCCUCAUCAUGGCCUCAUCGGAAUUUUAUAGUGACCACAGACUUUCAUAUAGUUCUCAAGAGGAAUUCCUGACGUACCUUGAACACUACCAGCUAACUAUUCCAAUAAGAGUUGAUCAAAAUGGAGCUUUUCUCAGCUUUACUGUGAAAAAUGAUAAACACUCACGGAGAAGACGGAGUAUGGGCCUUCUUGAGCCACAGCAGGCAGUGUCUAAAUUAUUUUUUAAACUUUCAGCCUAUGGCAAGCACUUUCACCUAAACUUGACUCUCAAUACAAAUUUUGUGUCCAAACAUUUUACAGUAGAGUAUUGGGGGAAAGAUGGACCACAGUGGAAACAUGAUUUUUUAGACAACUGUCACUACACAGGAUACUUGCAAGAUCAACAUAGUACAACUAAAGUAGCUUUAAGCAACUGUGUUGGAUUGCAUGGUAUUAUUGCUACAGAAGAUGAAGAAUAUUUUAUUGAGCCUCUAAAGAAUACUACAGAGGAUUCCAAGCAUUUUAGUUAUGAAAAUGGCCAUCCUCAUGUCAUUUACAAAAAGUCUACUCUUCAGCAACGACAUAUCUAUGAUCAUUCUCACUGUGGGGUUUCAGAUCUCACAGGAAGUGGCAAACCUUGGUGGCUGAAUAAGACAUCUUCCUUUCCUUCCUUAUCACCAAUUAAUGACACACAUAUUCAUCAGAGACAGAAAAGAUCUGUGAGCACUGAGAGAUUUGUGGAGACACUAGUAGUGGCAGACAAAAUGAUGGUGGGCUACCAUGGCCGUAAAGACAUUGAACAUUAUAUUUUGAGUGUGAUGAAUAUUGUUGCCAAACUUUACCGUGACUCCAGUCUAGGAAACGUUGUGAAUAUUCUAGUGGCCCGCUUGAUUGUUCUCACAGAAGAUCAGCCAAACUUGGAGAUAAAUCAUCAUGCAGACAAGUCCCUCGAUAGCUUCUGUAAAUGGCAGAAAUCCAUUCUCUCCCACCAAAGUGAUGGAAACACCAUUCCAGAAAAUGGGAUUGCCCACCACGAUAAUGCAGUUCUUAUUACUAGAUAUGAUAUCUGCACUUAUAAAAAUAAGCCCUGUGGAACACUGGGCUUAGCCUCUGUGGCUGGAAUGUGUGAGCCUGAACGGAGCUGCAGCAUUAAUGAAGACAUUGGCCUGGGCUCAGCCUUCACCAUCGCACAUGAGAUUGGGCACAAUUUUGGUAUGAACCAUGAUGGAAUUGGAAAUUCUUGUGGGACGAAAGGUCAUGAGGCAGCAAAACUUAUGGCAGCUCAUAUUACUGCAAAUACCAAUCCCUUUUCCUGGUCUGCCUGCAGCAGAGACUAUAUCACCAGCUUUCUAGAUUCAGGCCGUGGCACUUGCCUCGAUAAUGAGCCUCCAAAGCGUGACUUUCUUUACCCAGCCGUGGCCCCAGGUCAGGUGUAUGAUGCCGAUGAGCAAUGUCGUUUCCAGUAUGGAGCAACAUCCCGCCAGUGCAAAUACGGGGAAGUGUGUAGAGAGCUCUGGUGCCUCAGCAAAAGCAACCGCUGUGUCACCAACAGUAUUCCAGCUGCUGAGGGGACACUGUGUCAGACUGGGAAUAUUGACAAAGGGUGGUGUUAUCAGGGCGAUUGUGUUCCUUUUGGCACUUGGCCUCAGAGCAUAGAUGGGGGCUGGGGUUCCUGGUCACUGUGGGGCGAAUGCAGCAGGACCUGUGGAGGAGGCGUCUCCUCAUCCCUAAGACACUGUGACAGUCCAGCACCUUCAGGAGGUGGAAAAUAUUGCCUCGGGGAAAGGAAACGCUACCGCUCUUGCAACACGGAUCCAUGCCCUUUGGGUUCCCGAGAUUUUCGAGAAAAACAGUGUGCAGACUUUGACAGUAUGCCUUUCCGGGGAAAGCAUUAUAACUGGAAACCCUAUACUGGAGGUGGGGUAAAACCUUGUGCAUUAAAUUGCCUGGCUGAAGGCUACAAUUUCUACACAGAGCGAGCCCCUGCUGUGAUAGAUGGAACCCAGUGCAAUGCGGACUCACUGGAUAUCUGUAUCAAUGGAGAAUGCAAGCACGUAGGUUGUGAUAAUAUUUUGGGAUCUGAUGCUAGGGAAGAUAGGUGCCGAGUCUGUGGUGGGGAUGGAAGCACCUGUGAUGCCAUUGAAGGGUUCUUCAAUGACUCAUUGCCCAGAGGAGGUUAUAUGGAAGUGGUUCAGAUACCAAGAGGCUCUGUUCAUAUUGAAGUAAGAGAAGUUUCCAUGUCAAAAAAUUACAUUGCUUUAAAAUCUGAAGGGGAUGAUUACUAUAUUAAUGGUGCCUGGACUAUUGACUGGCCUAGGAAAUUUGAUGUUUCGGGGACAGCUUUUCACUACAAGAGACCGACAGAUGAACCAGAAUCCUUGGAAGCUCUAGGACCCACCUCCGAGAACCUCAUUGUAAUGGUUCUACUCCAGGAACAGAAUUUGGGAAUUAGGUACAAGUUCAAUGUUCCUAUCAUUCGUACUGGCAGUGGAGAUAAUGAAGUUGGCUUCAUGUGGUCUCACCAGCCCUGGGCCGAGUGCUCUGCUACUUGUGCUGGAGGUGUCCAAAGACAAGAAGUGGUCUGUAAAAGAUUGGAUGACAACUCCAUUGUCCAGAACAAUUUCUGUGAUCCUGACAGUAAGCCACCUGAAAAUCAAAGAGCCUGCAACACUGAGCCGUGCCCACCUGAAUGGUUCAUUGGAGACUGGUUGGAGUGCAGCAAGACUUGUGAUGGUGGGAUACGCACAAGGUCCGUGCUCUGCAUCAGGAAAGUUGGACCAUCUGAGGAGGAAACACUGGACUACAGCGACUGUUUAACACACCGGCCUGUGGAGAAAGAGUCCUGCAACAACCAGUCAUGUCCACCUCAGUGGGUAGCUUUGGACUGGUCCGAAUGUACUCCAAAAUGUGGUUCAGGAUUCAAGCAUCGGAUUGUUCUGUGCAAGAGCAGUGACCUUUCUAAAACAUUCCCAGCUGCACAAUGUCCCGAGGAGAGCAAGCCUCCUGCUCGAAUCCGCUGCAGUCUGGGCCGCUGCCCUCCUCCCCGCUGGGUGACAGGAGACUGGGGCCAGUGCUCUGCUCAGUGUGGCCUUGGACAGCAAAUGCGAACUGUCCAGUGCCUCUCCUAUACUGGACAGGCGUCUGUUGACUGUCCAGAAGCUGUUCGUCCUCCAUCCAUGCAGCAGUGUGACAGCAAAUGUGAUAGCACACCUCUCUCCAGUACUGAAGAGUGCAAAGAUGUGAACAAAGUGGCUUAUUGCCCACUGGUGCUGAAGUUCAAGUUCUGCAGCCGAGCAUACUUCAGACAGAUGUGCUGUAAGACUUGCCAAGGACACUGACCUGCAGAAAGCCAGAGGGUCCUGUCAUUUCAUCGUGGAAAUGUGUCCAUCAAAGAGAGCCACCCAGAGGAAGUGGAUGGAUGUCCUUACAAAAGCAUUACCCUGUGGAAAAUGUAACCACU